AUGCUUUAUGUUCCAUUGUUAGACAAAACUCGUCCUUACAUCAGCAUCAAGCGUGUUAAAUUUCAUCGAAGAUUUGAAAUGUAUUCUCUCGAUCUCCAAAACUCAUCUUCAUUAACUAAAUUAACCGACAAUCAAGCAAUUGAGGAAGAUUUGCAAUUAUCUAAUGACAGAAAACGAAUUCUUUUUCGAACUUUAUCAUUAGCAUCACCAAAGAGUCAAAUGAACGAUACUCAAGGUCGUCUCUAUUCCAUCGAUCUAUCGAAUGGAGAAUUGCAACGCAUAGGAGCAAAUAUUUCUGCUAAUCUUGUCGGAUAUGCAUGUCAAUAUGAAUUAUUUGUUGAAGAAUGGAAAAGUAUGACAUUUUAUUCAUCAUUUUAUAAUCAAUGCGCUCCAAUUUAUUGUUCCACUUAUAAUCAAAAUAAUAUUUGA
Adineta ricciae is the source of this 429-nucleotide messenger RNA. The record is from the annotation of a GenBank genome assembly. NCBI's taxonomy places the organism in Eukaryota, Metazoa, Rotifera, Eurotatoria, Adinetida, Adinetidae.